Messenger RNA from Paralichthys olivaceus (Japanese flounder), 695 nucleotides. NCBI's taxonomy places the organism in Eukaryota, Metazoa, Chordata, Actinopteri, Pleuronectiformes, Paralichthyidae. The record is from RefSeq and is a predicted model, not a curated record.
GGGAGGAACAGUGGUGCCUUGAAAUCGCAGAUCCUACCCUCAUUGGUGUGGAGAGAUGUUCAGGAUCAUAUUGCAGAGGCUAUCUGGUUUAAAAUCUGACUGACAUCUAAAGAACUUUCUUCUGUGGAUUCAGUGGCACCAUGCAUACUGAGACAUCAAUUUAUGAUUCGCACAGGAGAGAAGGUAAUUCAGAUUUAAUCAUGAAUGAGCUCUCUAGGACUUCUCUGGACCCCCAGGACACAAAGACAAUACAUAACGCAUGGAAAUCAAUAGUGCAAAAAUAUUUCAUCCGGAGUCCGUUAUCAUGGAGGAAAAUCAACAGACAGGAGACAUAUGAAGUAAGCCUACUGGAGGAAUCACUCAAGACACUACUUUCACAGAAAUGUGGACGAACAGCAUUCCGGGACUUUCUGAAGGCAGAGUUCUGUGAGGAAAACCUGGACUUCUGGCUCGCGUGUCAAGAGUUCAAAACCUGUGACAGUCCAGACGAGCUGACGAGGAGAGCAGCCAGGAUUUAUGAAGAGUUCAUCAGAGAUGAGUCCCCCAGACAGGUGAAUAUAAAAUCAUGUGUGCAGCGAUAUGUGCUCAAACCUAAAUAUAAGCAUGGCAUGAGGAAAAAUAGCCAGCUGCCCAUCCCAGGCGAGCUGAGCCCAGCUCUGGGUCCUGGCUCCCGGCGAGGAGUCGCUCAGAUUUAG